Molecule: messenger RNA, 2510 nt
Organism: Cololabis saira (Pacific saury)
Lineage: Eukaryota; Metazoa; Chordata; Actinopteri; Beloniformes; Belonidae
Product: dysbindin-like
Exons: 4
Coding region: 109-753 (214 amino acids)
Biological process (GO): negative regulation of protein kinase activity
Cellular component (GO): cytoplasm
Source: RefSeq, a predicted model, not a curated record
UUCCUGCUCUCAUCCAAGUGAGUCAGACUGGGACGGGGGAGCGAGGACAGGCAGGCAGCCGGGUUAUCAGUCCGUUUCCUUUUGCUUGAGCACCGGUGGAGGCUGGAGAUGCUCUCUGGUAGACCGUCACCUCUCUCCAUCACUUCUGACACACUGACACUCUCCAGGAACAUGAGUGCCCCGGCAGCAAACCUGCACAGCAAACGCCUGCCAUCAGCGGAGCAGGAGCGCGGCCAGGCCCGUCCAGAGCUGGACGCAGCUCAGCACCUCCUGCUGAGAGACAGGCAGCGCUUCUUCGAGGAGGUUUUCCAGCACGAUGUGGACGUCUACCUGUCCUCUACACAUCUGUCCAUCAGAGACUACAAGAGAACCCCGAUCGGCAGCGUGUCCUCCAUGGAGGUGAACGUGGACCUGCUGGACCAGAUGGAGCUGAUCGACCUCUCGGAUCAGGAGGGCCUGGACGUCUUCUACAGCUCUGCAGGCGAAGACGGAGCGCUGACCUCCCCACGGCCUGGAAACAGCAGCAGCGAGGAGCCCCUCAGUAAGGGACUCCUUCGGCGUGUCCUCGAGAGGCCUGAGGGCAAGUCCCGCGUGUCUUCCACAUCCUCUGAUUCCUCCUGUGACAGCCAGAGCACCGACGUGGCCAGGGGAGACACCCCUCUGCUGGGAUCAGACACCGAGGAGACGCAGAGCGGCUCGGUCCACCGGACAGCCCCGUCUGCAGAGAGGGAGGAGCGGUCUCUGUCCUCCUAGGGUGCAGCGUCCGGACCCCGGAGCUGCUCCUGCAGCGGACUGGGGAGCUGUCUCUGUCCUCCUAGGACCCCGGAGCUGCUCCUGCAGGGGACGCCGCGGUGACGCCUCCGCCAGAGCAUCACACUGGUGGGACUCACGAGCUGAGGCCUCAGCCCCUUCUCCGGAGUUACCGGAACCAUGAAUUGCAGGUUGUGUUUUGGAAGUUAGAGUCAAGAACUGUAAAAGCAUUAUAGAGGGUCUGCAUUGACGUCACUUCCCCACUGGACCAGCCCCCUUACUCACACUGAGUGGCAAAACAUCAGCAAAAACAGCUGCAACUAAUGGAGAAGACGGGAUAACAGCCGAUUAUGGGCUUAAAUUAAAGGCAGUUGGACUUGACAGUGACCCGUACAGUUACCAAGAACCAGUGGUCCAUGGACAUUAAUAUUUGGUACAGUUACCAAGAACCAGUGGUCCAUGGACAUUAAUAUUUGGUACAGUUACCAAGAACCAGUGGUCCAUGGACAUUAAUAUUUGGUACAGUUACCAAGAACCAGUGGUACAUGGACAUUAAUAUUUGGUACAGUUACCAACAACCAGUGGUCCAUGGACAUUAAUAUUUGGUACAGUUACCAAGAACCAGUGAUCCAUGGACAUUAAUAUUUGGCCACGAAUCCAGUUUCCUGAUAUUUAUAUGUACUUAAUUUCUACGUUGGGGAAAUACACGAAGCAAAGCUUGAAGGCUUACAAAAGUCUUGAUGCUUGGUCCUACUUCAAGGCAGGAUUUGUUGUAGAAAUUAAAGUGAUGAGGACACUGAACUUUAUGAUUUGACCGUUUAACGUUAGCUACCCAAAAAUCCAACAUUACCUGAUACUAAAUGGGAACCACAAAUCCACGUUUCGGUGCCUGGAAUCCAGUUGUUUCUGUGAAUUGCAGCGAUCCAUUUGUCUCUCUUAAGCUUAUUUUUCAGCAGUCUGUAAAAUGAUAACUAUGAUUUCUUGCUAAAUAUAUGAGUUCAGUCGAUCGCACAACAGCUCUUUCCCAUUUUAGAUGUUUUCCAGUUGCUCAAACUGAAAGUUUACGCUGACACUCAGUCUUUCUGCCACUCAGUCUUUCUGACACUCAGUCUUUCUGACACUCAGUCUUUCUGACACUCAGUCUUUCCGACACUCAGUCUUUCUGACACUCAGUCUUUCUGCCACUCAGUCUUUCUGACACUCAGUCUUUCUGACACUCAGUCUUUCUGCCACUCAGUGGGCGUAACCCACUGUGAAGUUCCAUCUGUGACGUCAUGCAUAUUCCCUCUAUUCUACAGAUUGGUUUUCCUGACUUUGACCCCUCGGACUCAAGGAUGGUCACUUGUCUUUACAGCAUUAACACAAGCCAGAACUGAGAAGCAAUACAUGAACUAAAAACACUUUAACUCUUUUUUUUUUUUUUUUAACGGUACUUGCCGAUCACGAUGCCUUUAUUCUGUUUCUGCAAACGUUCUUUUUUCUACCCUUAAUUUAUGUCUCGUUUUAUACGACGGAGUAUUAGGGCCAAACAAAAAAACCAAAAAAAGGAAAUUACGAGAAUAAAGUCAUAAUGUAAUGAGAAUAAAGUCGUAAAAUUACGAGAAUAAAGUCGUAAAAUUACGAGAAUAAAGUCAUAAUAUUACGAGAAUAAAGUCGUAAAAUUACGAGAAUAAAGUCAUAAUAUUACGAGAAUAAAGUCGUAAUAUAUUAUAAAUAUAUAAAUAUAACUUCACAAGAUGCUCAAUAUUCCUCAUUUUAAC